Molecule: messenger RNA, 1785 nt
Organism: Aureobasidium vineae
Lineage: Eukaryota; Fungi; Ascomycota; Dothideomycetes; Dothideales; Saccotheciaceae
Source: the annotation of a GenBank genome assembly
AUGUCGCUCAACGCAGAGCCCGCCGAUCCUCAGGAGCGACAGGAACACCAUCUUCCGCCCAAGUCGUUCGCCGAUGCAGCUCACGAAGCUAUCGAACAAAAUGGCCAAGAUACGAUCAACGAGGAGUCGAUCAAGGAAACGCCUCCAACAAGGAAGCUUUCAAGAAAAGGCAGUAUUGAGCCUCGCCCGCUCCAGGAGAUGCUAGACGAGGAAGAGAGACAGCCUUCAUUACCGUCAACGCCCGUCCAACCUCGCCGCACUCGUUCUCAGAAGCAGGAGAAGUCAUGGGCAGAUAUGGCCGAGGAGGGCGUCAACACGGCAGCACACCCUACCAUUGAUCUGCAUGCUGGUGAGGGCCAUGAAGCCCAUGCGGGUGGUGAGGAGUUCACAGGCGAGGGCCGCAAUGAGUCGCCCAAGAGCCCAGCACAGCUCAACCGACCCCACAAGCGCACCUCUUCCAUCAGAUCAAACAAGUCCAUGAGCCCGAAGAAGACCGUCUCAGAAGGUCCGGACGGCCAGCAACAGAAGCUUGUCUAUGAAAAGUUCGAGAGUCCCGACGGCAAGCAAUUGACCAGCGUGAAGCCUGACGACUCGUACGAGGAGGCUCUAAGAAUCGAUGAGAAGGAAGCUCCACAGAAGAAAGAACAGCAACCCAAGGGAUCAAAGGAUGAGCUUGUUAGUGGAAAAAGAGCCGGAGCAGGUUGGGAGUCGUCGGCGUAUGUUCUUCCACACACGCUUAACCAUUCGAGUUGGCUAACACGUAUACCAGCNAUAAGAUGGGCACCACUCAAUGUUCCUCUCCAGCGCCGACUACAAACAGGAAUGGUUCUCAUUCAUACCUUGAGCAUCGCACUCUUCCUUGCCGCCUUCUUCGUCCUCUGCGCCAUUCCUGUCCUCUGGCCCUUAUUGCUGCCCUACCUCCUCUACGUCCUGUUUUCCAAGGCAGGCACCUCGGGCUCUCUCAGAUAUCGUUCCGAGUGGCUGCGACGUCUUCCGGUCUGGUCUCUUUUUGCUUCCUACUUCCCUGCCCGCCUCCAUCGUUCGCAAGAGCUACCUGCCACCCGCAAGUACGUCUUUGGCUACCAUCCACACGGUAUCAUCAGCCACGGUGCUUUUGUCGCCUUUGCAACCGAGGCCCUUGGCUUUGCACAGCUGUUCCCGGGAAUCACCAACACCCUCCUGACUCUUGACUCGAACUUCCGUAUCCCGCUCUACCGUGAUUACGCUCUGCGUCUUGGUCUGGCCUCAGUCUCUCGUGAGAGUUGCGAAAACAUCCUUUCCAAGGGCGGUCCGAACGGCGAGGGCAUGGGCCGUGCCAUCACCAUCGUCGUUGGUGGUGCUCGCGAAUCUCUAGACGCUCAGCCUAACAGCUUGCGUCUUGUACUCGCUCGUCGCAAGGGUUUCGUCAAGCUCGCUAUUCGCACCGGCGCUGAUCUCGUUCCCGUGCUGGCGUUUGGAGAGAACGAACUCUACGAGCAGUUUGAUCCCCAAGCGCAUCCCACAAUUCACAAGUUUCAACUACUGGUCAAGAAGGCUUUGGGCUUCACAAUUCCACUCUUCCACGCACGUGGUGUCUUCAACUACGAUGUUGGCAUGAUGCCCUACCGACGCCCACUCAACAUUGUCGCUGGUCGACCUAUCAUGGUGCGCAAGCAGGAGCGUCCUGACUCCAAGUACGUCGAUGAGAUUCACGCGCAAUACGUUGAUGAGCUCAAGCGUAUCUGGGACGAGUGGAAGGACGUCUUUGCCAAGCACCGCGAUGGUGAUCUUGAGAUUGUCGAGUAA